AGCAAAACGAAGACUGACGGUGACGAGAUAAUGUAUCUGGACGAAAUGCACGAUGAGUCGGCGAGACCGUUGACGUCCAACAAUACGGAGGCAAUUCCGUCCGUGUUUUCGCGCGCUGGUUUUACCGCCGAGACUGAAGAUCUCGCGAACAAUCCGCGAGAUACAACACGAAGGCCUUCGAUCUCCAGAACAGCGAUCGAUUUUGACGGGAACGAUAAGCCAGUGAUUGGCUUCGACGGUAGAAACGGACUGGAACCUUUAUCACCGGGCUGGUCCGUCCCGCCGAACAUACAGCUCUCCACUCCUGAUGUAAACGUCUAUCAGCACAAGAAGACUCUCGCCCAGGGUAUGAUGGACCUGGCGUUACUCUCUGCCAACGCGAAUCAGAUGCGCUACGUUCUCCAAACAGACGGCCGGCAUCCUUACUUUUACCCGUCGCUCACCAUGAUCGGCAUGAGCCUGUUGCUGCAGAUUGCCGUAGGUAUCGGCCUCAUCUGGAAUAGCGUCUACAACGUUAAGGAGCACGAGCAGAUGUGCAAAGCCAAUAAGGCCAACAAUUGGACGGUCGUCGGUAUUUUCCUCGUCACGAUAUUCAAUGUCUUUAUUUCGUCGUUUGGCGUCGUCGACCAGAUAAACGUCGUCUCGACAUAGCCAGUCCUUCCCUUCUCUAUCUUUUACUUUUACUGCUCUCUUUAUCGACGAUACGCUAUCACC
This is a messenger RNA of Formica exsecta, 714 nucleotides long. RefSeq names its product ninjurin-2-like. The record is from RefSeq and is a predicted model, not a curated record. Gene Ontology annotation, cellular component: membrane. NCBI's taxonomy places the organism in Eukaryota, Metazoa, Arthropoda, Insecta, Hymenoptera, Formicidae. The coding region runs from base 31 to 651 and encodes 206 amino acids. Gene Ontology annotation, biological process: cell adhesion; tissue regeneration. The transcript has a single exon.